AUGGAGGGGUACCACGGCGCUGAGUGCAACAGGGCGUCUGAGACCUCGUCUUUCAUAGAGGAUGAAGAAGAAGAGGAAGAAGAGGAGGAAGAGGAAGAGGAGGAAGAAGAAGAAGCUGUGAACCCGGAGGAAGCAGAGGAGCUGACUAACAGUUUAAAAGAUCUUAUCCAAAGUGAAGAUGUGAAACCCAAGCUGCAGUACAUCAUGACUAACCCUUCCUUUUCUAUGGUAACAGUUCAAAGUGAAGACAGUGGAAUAACCUGGGAAACAAGCUCAAGCAGAUGUUCUACUCCUUGGACCUCAGAAACUAGUACAACUUCUGAUCUUUACAGUAUGGAAAGUUCACCAGUAGGUUCUCCUCCAGGAAAAGUUAUCUUUAUUAUGAAUGAAGGUAAGAUCAUUCGGAAAAGGAAGCACAAAUCUUCAGGUAGGGUGCCGAUGGCUACAAGUAUGAAGGGACGUCAGGGCACUAAAAAACGUGACUCUUCUGGAAUGCAGAGGCAAGAACCAAGAACUGUUCUAGGAGAUGUGCAGGCCUCUGUGUUGAACGUUGAACAGGUGGAAGCACAAGACACAGAUGAGGAAAUGCUGGAUGACAAAGAAGAUCUAGAAAACAUCGCAGAAGAGCCAGUAAAACGUGCUCCAAUAAGAUCAAUAUUUAGAGAGAGUAGGCUGAGAAAAGUAGGGCCAGUCCUUGGAGGACCAGUACAAGCUAGAAUCCAGCUGUUCAACUCAAUUUUUGGAGGAACUGGUCCAGCUCCUGAAACAUUGGAGAAAACCAGAAUCCAGAGAAGUGGCUCAGUUUCAGGAGAUUCUGAAGAGUUCCUUGAAACAUCAGUAAAAGAAAGAUUGCAGAAGUUCAGUUCAUUUUCAGAAGCAACACAUCCAAAAGCUUUCAAGAGAGUAAGAAAUAGAAAUCUUGAAACACCAUCAGAGAGAAGGGAGCAAAGACAACAACCCACAGCACUUGAAAAUGAAGGCUAUUCUUCACCACCACCAUCUCUUGAAAAACGACUUACUAAUAAAGAUGAUGUUUCAUCUGAAAAUAUUAAACCUAUUAAAAUGAAAGAUAAACCAAGCAGAUUUUCAAGAUUUGGUGCAGAAACAACUCUUCAACAUGAAGAGAGAAAAGACAGACAAUCUCUUUUGGAGACUCUAAAUCAGGUAUUGGGACAUUCACUGAAGUCCUGCCCUCCUGAAGAAGCCAGAAAGCAGCAAAGUUAUUCACCUGUGGCCAAAACCUCAAUAACAGAGCUAACAACCUCCAUUUCAUUAGAGUCUCAUGAUAAAUCAGAGAAACAAGUGCUCAAGAAACCAGACCAAUCCAUGCUGACAGGAUCAGAUCAUCUGGAUGAACCAAAGGAGCAGGAAGUUCAGCCCAAUUCUGCACCACAGUCUGUUUCAGCAGGGUUUGUUAAUGAGAUAGAUAGACAGAGUACCCAACCUAUUUUGCCUACAGCACCCAUGUCAGAACAUCCUGAGAGGGAAGCACAGAAGUCAACAGUUCAGUCUUACUUACCUAAUGUUCCAUCAGCUAAAUCCAAAUAUUCUGCUCUGUCUGAAACAAGACAGGGGGAUAUUAUUCCUCAGUCAUCAGAAACUGCACAAUCUGAGCCUGAACACGUGCUUUUACCACAUUCUGUAGGUGAAACAGAGAAGCAAUGGACAGAGUGUCACUCAACAACAACUGCACUGUCGGAAACUGGGCCUUCAGGUCUACUGCAUUCUGCUAACAAAAAAGAGAAUCAAAAGAUCCCACCACUGGAAACCCAAAAUGUUCACUUAGAGAAGCAAACAAAGUCCAAACAAGACUUUUCCUCCUCCCUUCAGGAAACAGAGGAGCAAGGAAUUAAACUAAAUUUACCUAUUCCUGAAAAGGUAGAUUCUAAAUAUUUCAGCAUUUCAUAUCCUAUUCGCACAGAAACAGAAGAAACUCAGAAAACUUCAGCUAUAAAUAAAGCAGUAUGUUUGGGUCACUCUGAUUUUUCCAUUGAAAAAAACAAACAAUCAGAGAGUGCACAAAUGGAGAUGGAGCAUGCAGAUUUCUCAUAUUCCAGCAAAGAAAUUGGGGAAUCAGAGAGAACACAGAUGGAGACACAGCAUCUGGACUUCUCUUUUUCCAAGGAAGAAACAGAGGAAUUGGAGGGUGCACAGAUGGAGAUGGAGCAUCCAGACUUUUCUUUUUCCAGGGAAGAAAUGGAGGAACCAGGAAGUGCACAACUGGACACAGAACAUCCAGAUUUCUCGUAUGCCAGGGGAGAAAUGGAGGAAUUGGAGAGUGUGCAACUGGAGACCAAGCACCCAGAUUUAUCAUAUUCCAAGGAAGAAAGAGAGGAAUCGGAGAGUACAAAACUGGAGACAGAAUAUCCAGACUUUUCUUUUUCCAGGGAAGAUAUGGAAGAAUCGAAAAGUGCACAGCUGGAGGUGGAGCAUCCAGAUUUCUCUUUUUCCAGGCAAGAAGAAGAAACAGAAGAAUCAGAGAGUGCACAGCUGGAGAUGGAGCAUCCAGACUUUUCUUUUUCCAGGGAAGAUAUGGAGGAAUCAGAAAGUGCAAAGCUGGAGAUGGAGCAACCAGAUUUCUCAUAUACCAGAGAGGAAAUGCUAGAAUCAGAGAAAACAGAAGAAUCAGAGAGUGCACAGCUGGAGAUGGAGCAUCCAGACUUUUCUUUUUCCAGGGAAGAUAUGGAGGAAUCAGAAAGUGCAAAACUGGAGACAGAACAUCCAGAUCACCCAGAUUUCUCAUAUUCUAGAGAAGAAAUAGUAGAAUCAGAGAAUGCACAGCUGGAGAUGGAGCAUCCAGACUUUUCUUUUUCCAGGGAAAAAGUGGAAGAAUCGGAAAGUGCACAGCUGGAAAUGGAACAUCAGGAGGUCUUACUUUCCAGGGAAGAAACAGAAAAACAAAAGUCUGUUCCUCUUAAACUGGAGCAGCCAGAGUCUUAUUCUCCUGAAGAAGCCCAGCAAGAAGAAAUAGCACAGCUUGCACUGGUACCUUCAGAUUUAUCAUGUUUGGUGGAAGACGCAGAGAAAGAAAACACUACAGAACUCCAGUUGGUGCAUCUGGAUAUAUUUGAUUCCACCAGAAGAGCUGAGACACAGCAAACUGGAUAUCUGGAAACAGCACACUCAGAUUCACCAUAUCCCACAAAUAAAACAAAGCAGCAAGAAUUGGCACAAGCAGAUUUGGACCAUUCUCUUAUGUCGUAUUUUGGUGACAAAGGAGAACAGCUGCAGCCUGUACAGCAGGAUUCAAGGCCUGAAGGCAGCCUGUAUUCCUGUGCCAAAGGAGUGCAAGGAAAAGUUACUCAACUGCAGUCAGAGCAUCCAGUUUUGUCAUAUUCUACUGGAAAAGAACAUAAAACUUUACAGAUGAGGGCAGAACAGCCAGAGACAUCAUAUUCCACUGGCAGAACAGAACAACAGGAAAUACUGCAACCAAAGAUGGAACAAGCAGAUUCACCAUACUCACUCGGAGAAACAGUGCAAGAAGCUGUACAAAGAGACUUAGAAGGUCCAGAGCCAUCAUGUUUCAUUGGUGAAGCAGAGCAACAUAAAAAUGUACAACUAGCUUCAGAAAAUAGGGAUUUCUCAUUUACCACUGGAGAAGUAAUGCAAGAAGGAACAGAGCCAGGAUCUUUGGAGUCCUCACAUUCAAUUGACAGAGCAAAGCCCUGGGAAAUGGCACAAAUGGAGCAGUCGCAGUCACAGUCGCUUCCCUCCUCUUCCACUGCUGGUGGUCAGCAACAGGAAACACCACCAUUGGAUGUGGCCCAGCCAGAUAUAUCAUAUUCCUUUGGCAGAACGGAACAAGAUACAGUACAAAGAGAGCUGGAACAGCAGGAAACGGCCCAACAAAAAGCUAUGCAAAUAGAAAUGAAGUAUUCAGAUUUGUCAGAAGAGGGGAAAGAAGAGCCACAGGCCAUAGACCAAAUUAAUUUGGCACAGCAAGAAAUAGCUCAACCAGAGUUCAUGCAUCCGUCUUUGCCAUAUUCUUUCAAUGAACGAAUGCAAGAAGAAAUGCAAACAGAGCCAGCAUAUCCAGAAGAGACAUUUUAUGUAAGUACAGAAAUGCACGAGGCAAUGACACAACACAAAUCAGAGCAACCAUUCCUCUCAUGUUUUACUGGCAAAACAGAGCAACAAGAAAUAGUACAGCCAGAGCUGGAGCAAACAUUUUCGCCAUCUUCCAGUGGCAAAGAGGCUGCACUGGAAAUGGAAGUGAGUUCAGAAUAUCCAGAUCUGUCAUAUUUCUUUCAUGAAGCACAACAACAAAAAACGUUGAAACAUCCAACCUUACCAUUUUGUUUGAAGCAACAAGAAACUGCACCACUGGUGAUGGAACGUCCAGAUUUUUCAUGCGACAGUGGUGAAGCAAAGCCAGGUGAUAUCUUAGAGCAGGAGUCGGGACGUCCAGAGCUCUCAUGCUCCAUGGAAGAAACACAACAACAAUCAGAACAUUUGGAUUCACCAGGAGCCCUGGGUGAAGCAGCACAAGAUGAAAGUAUGGAAGUGGAAUCUAAAUACCCAAAUUCGUCAUGUUCUGGUGGCCAAAGAAACCAGCAAGAAACUUCACAAUUGGAUUCAAAAUACUCAGAUUUAACAUUUUCCUUUGGUAAAGGUAAAGAACAAGGAAGCCAAGAGUUUGAGUCUAAACAUCAAGAAUUGCCUAAAUUGGCCAGAAAAAGAGCUUCUCCAGCAACUGCACAAAUAGAGUCAAAACAUCCAGAUUUGACAUAUUCGUCUGGCAAAGCAAAUGAGCCGGAAAUUGCAACAUGGGAAAUGAAGCAUCCUGAUUUGUCACAUUCCACUGACAAGACAAACCAACAAGAAUUAGUACUGUUGGAUCAGAAACACAGAAAAAUUUCUGUUGGCAGAGAAAAGCAGCAGCAAACCACAAACCAGCAGUUAGAGCAAGAAAAGUUAUCACAUUCUCCUGGUAAAAUAGAGCGAUUAAAACAUGUGCAUACGGACUUGAAACAACCAGAUUUAUCAUUUUCUGUUGACAGGCCAGAUGAUGAAAUGGCCCCACCAGAGGCAGAGCACACUGAUGUGGUAUAUCCUCUGGACAAUGCAGAGAUGCGACAAAAAGUACAAGAAACAGAGCAAACCUACCCCCUUGGAAAAGCAGAACAGAAGAUGAUUCAGCCAGAAGUGGGAACUCCAUAUUUGGCCCAUUCUGUGGGUACGGCAGAAGAAGAAGAAGAAAUGGCAGAACUAGAGCAGGGACAUCCUGACUUGCCUUAUUCUGUUUUCAAAGCAGGAGAAGUACAAACUACACAGCUGAAACCCAAACACCCUGGUCUAGCAAGUUCCCUCAACAAACUGCAGGAAACGACCCAACUGGGGUUGGAACAGCCAGAUGUGUUGUACGUUCAUGACAAAAGAGAGCAACUCCCACCUGCGGAGCUGGAGCUGGGCCACACAGACUGGGCAUCCCCCACUGACAAAGUGUGGCAGCAAGGGAUGGAGCACACAACCUUGGGACACCCUAAUGGGGGACAGUCUGUCAGCAGAGCAGAGCAUCCACAAGCUGCAAAAGAGAAAUUAGGAGCUCCAGAUGCAUCAUCUCAUAGUGGAAAAGGGGAGCAAAGAGAAAUGGCAAAACCAGAGCCAAAGCAUCCUGAUUUAUCAUAUUCCAUCCAUAAAACACAAACACAAGAAGCUACACAACUGGUGUCAGGAAAAACAGAUCUGUUGUCUUGGCCUGGCAAAACAGAACAAGUACAAACUGCUCAAGAGGAGCAGGCAGGCUUCUCGCAUUCUUUCAAAAAAGCUGCACAAGGCAAGAAAUCACAGCCAGAAUUGGGACAUUCAGAGUUAUCUUAUUCUGUUAGUGAAGCAGAACAAGAAACUGCACAUGUGAAAUCAAACCAUUCAGAUUUAUCUGCUGACAGAUUAGAACACCGUGACGUCAUACAACCAGAGGCAAAAAUAAUGGAUUUAUCAUGUUCAAUUGGUGAAACACAGCAACCUCAAGUUGCUGAAGUGGAUUUGGACUAUCCGGAUUUAUUGCAUUCCACUGGCACAGUACAACAAGAAGAAAACAUUCAACCACAGCAGGAACAGCCAGCUUAUUUUUCAUCAUCUCUCGGCAAAGAAGAGCAUUGGGAAGGUGGAGGAAUGCAAGUAAAACACCCUGAGCUGCAGGGUGUUCUGGGGAAAACAGAAGGACUGCAAAAUUCCCAAGCUAAAUCAGAAUAUGCAGAUUUGUCAUUCUCUAUUGGCACAGCAGAAUCUCAUAAAACAACACAGCCAGAGUUGGAAGAACACAAUUUGUUGCGUUCUUUUGUCAAAACAAAGCCAUCAUGGGCUGCUCCACUGGAGUCUGAAUAUCCAGAUGUCUCGGAUGCCAUAGACAAAGUACCACACUUGAAUUUGUCCUCUUCUGUUAGUGAAGAAAAACAAAGUGCGCAACUAGAAGUCAAACAGGAGAGAGGAAGCUAUACAUUACAUCCAGAGGAAACAGUACAACUGAAAUUGGAACAGCCAAUGUUUUCAAGUUCUCAUGGCACAGCAGAGCAGCUAAGUAGAGCCCCACUGGAAGGGGAAUUCCUGGACUUCUUGUAUCCCUCUGGCAAAAAAGAGCAACAAGAAAUGGCAAAACAAGAGUUGGAGCAUUCAGAUUUAUCAUAUUCCACUGAUAAAACACCACAACAAGAAAUGACACAACUUGGUGUAGGACAACCAGGUUUAUCAUCUUGCCCUGGGAAGACAGAGCAACCACACACUGUUCAAGUGGAAGCAGAGCAUCAGGACUUGCUGCAUUUCACUGGCGAAAAAGAACAGCAAGGAACAGCACAACCAGAGGUUGAGCAUCCAGAUUUGUCAUAUUCCAGUGACAAAGUAGAGCAACCACUGGCUACACAACAGAAAUCAGAACAGCCUGUAAUACCCUAUCCCAUUGGAAAAACCGAAAAACAAGGAAUGGCACAUCCAGAGUGGAAACUUCCCAGUUUAUCAUAUUCCAUUUGUGAAACCCUGCCACAACAAGCAACACAAAUGGACUUAGGGCAACAAGAUUUAACAUACACUCUUGGUAAAACAGACGAAAUGCAAGCUGUGCAAGGUGAACUGGAACAUACAGGUUUGUUGUAUUCUUCUGGCAAAAGAGAACAAGAAAUGGUACUGCCAGAGUUGCGACAUCUGCAGCUGUCUUACCCUGUUAGAGAAAUAGAGGAGGAAGAUUCACAUCAGAAAUCAAACUACCCAGGUUUGUCACAUUCUGUUGAUCGACAAAAGCACAAUGAAAUUGAACAACCAGAGGUGGAAGAAAUGGAUUUAUCCUAUCCAGCUGGCAAAUCAGAGCACUCACAACCUGCCCAAGAAGUACUGCAACAGCCAGAGCUUCUGGAGUCCUUUAGCAAACUAGAGGAAAAAGGAAUGGCCCAGCCUGGCUUUUUGCACUCCUUUGGUGAAGAAGAGCAGAAACCAGCUUCACAGUUAGACUUAGUGCAACUAGAUAUAUCACAUUCACUUGGCAAAACAGAAAGCCAGGAAACUGCACAAGCAGGGUUCGAGCCUUCUGAUUUUUCGUAUUCCACAGGAAAAUCACAGCACUUGCAACCAGAACAACUAAAACCAAGACAUCCAGAUUUGUCAUAUUCUCUUGGCAAAGCACAGACUUGUGGAAUGAAACCACCAGAUUUAUUGUACUCCUAUGGCAAAGCAGAGCAACCACAGACUGACCAGCUGAAUCAUCCAGAGACAUCAUGUCGCACGGGUGAAACAGAAUGGAGGGAUGGGGCCCAACCUGAACUGCCGUGCAUUAAUUUGCAGUACUCUGUUGUUGAAACAGGGCAACCAGAAACACCUUCUGUAUCAUACACUUUUGGUGGGACCGAGGAGCAGGAAACUGCACAUCCAGGCUUUGAACAAUCAGAUUUAUUAAGUCCUACUGACAAAGCAGAAAAGCACGAAACAGCCCCGCUGAGAGCAGGACAUUCAGAGAAGAGAGAAACUGGGCCUACUUCAUCUUUAACUGCUCAGUUGGAAACUGGAAAACAAAAUUUAUCCUUUUCCACUGAAGAAGCAGAGAGCCAAAAAAUUCAACCAUAUUCAUCUCUUAGUGAACAAACAGUGUCUGUACCUUUGGGUGUUCCACAUUCUGUCUCUGAAACAAAACCAGAAGGAAGUCCAGCGUCUUCACCUGUAACUGGAGGCCUGUCCCCCGAGCACUUAGGUUUAUCUUACACCCACUGUAAAACAGAGCACUCAGAAACUGCCCAGCCUGAGUCAGGUUCCUUCUUUGCAGGAAAAGAAGCAGAUAAUACAAAAAAUCAUCUACAUUUGCCUGUGGCUGCACAGUCAGAGUCUGAACAUGUAAUUUUACCUGAAACAGAGAGAGAACAGACUCCACAUUACUUCCAUACAGCUACACAAUUAGAAUCUGAACAAUUGAAAUUAUCAUAUUCUACAGAAAAAGCAGAAACUCUAGAAAGUCAGGAUUAUUUCACUGUACCUUCAAAACUGGAGUCUGAACCUUCAGUUCCAUUUUAUUCAGCUGAUGAAACAUGUCAGCAAGAAAUUCUGCCUUAUUCAAAACGAGCCUCUGAGUAUUUGGUUCCCGCAUGGUCUCUUGCUGAACAAGAAAAGCAAAGCAUGAAGCCACUUAUUCCCCAGUCUGCACAAUCAGAGUGUAAGCAUGUAAUUCCACCACAUGAUGAAAGAGAAUUGCAAAAAAUUCAGCUCUGUUCACCUAAAACAGCAAGGUUGAAGACAGUGCCAUUGGAGAAUAUGCCUCUGACACACACAGAAGACCGAAGUGAGCAAGAAUCUCAAGAUCGUUUGUUGGACACAAAGUAUUUGUCAUCAGAGCAUCUCAGAAGUCCCCCCAAAUUCACUACUGAGCAGGAUAAGCAAGAAAUGCAACCUGAUGUGCAGACAGUGCCAAGGUGGGUAACCACAGAUUCAAAGGUGAUUGCUGUAGCAGACCAGCAAGCAGUGUCAUCAGAUUCAUUUGUACCUUUUCAUACACUACCUGAAAAGUCAGUAUCUGUGGCUUUCACUGAUGGUGAAGAGGAAAAAAAUAUUUCAUUAUCUUUAUCCAAUGUAGCAGGCAUGCUUGGAAAGCAAGGUAACAUAGUUUCAGGCAUUUAUACUGAAGGAAAGGAUAGAUGUGAAAUGCAGCAAUAUUUUGCAGACCAAAAACAUACAUCCUUAGAGCAUCUGGGAGCCAAUUCAUCAGAUCUUGUUUAUGAAACUGUGACACACAAACCUCAGCAUUAUUCUGAUGAACAGGGCAGCCUUUCUUCAGCAGAGAUUAAGUCUGUUAGCUCUGGUUCUGAUGAAAAGCAGAAUCCAAAUAUUCCAUCUUUUGGGCUAGCUAGCUGGCUGGCAGAAGAGGUGAAAGCUCGCUCAGUUAGUCCAAUAAGAGCUGCAGAAGUAGACAGGCAAGGAAUUCAGCUUUCUGAAAAUGAAGAUUCUGAUUUUGGAUCAAAACGAUUCCCAGCUGGAAGUUGCACAGAAUUUACAGUUCAUGCUGCUACAGAGAACAAAGAACAUAUGUUUAAAGUUUCUGAUUCAGUGCCAAGUGAAAUUUCACACAGAAUGUCCUCAGACACUAGUCACAGAAUGCAAAGGUAUGAUUUACUAUCUCUGGUAGGAGAUAAUCCAGGUCCAGACAAAGUUCCAGAGUGUGAAACUAGCAUUGGAAACCCUACAAAAAUAGAAGCAAUGCAACAUCCAGAGGUAGACAAAGUGUCUGAAGUGCCUGAACAUUACCUGAGAGAGGAAGAGGAAGAAAUGGAACAUGCAAGCUCUGUAGAAGAGAGUCAGCAUGCUCCAGAAACUACUGAACAAAAAGAUCUAUUUAAUAUAAUUUCAGAAGGUUAUGAAAUACUCAAUAUUCAUGCUCCUAUACAUAUUUCUUCUGUUGAUCAAGAAGAAAGUAAACACAUGCCAGACAAACUAGAAUACUUGGAAACAAAUCCUUCAUUUAAAAGAAAAUUAGCUGAUGACGGCGAUAGAGACCUAGCUUCUGGAACAACUGCAGAAAUUUCAGAAAGCUCAGUGUUGGAAAAGCCUGCACACCAUGAAGUAAAAGAAUUGGUCAAAAAUGAUGAUGUUGAGGAAACUGGAGAAACACAACAAGAAAAUCCUGUGUUGCCAGGAAACAAUAAUUAUGCAGUGUUGGAUCCUAAUAAUGGUACGGCCGAUAUGGAUUAUUUUGAAAAAUAUACAUUGAUUGAUGACAAAUCCCCGAUUAAGCCACAUUUUGAAAGACCAAGUUCAUUGUUUCCUGUGACAGAAGAUCCCAAUGCACCUGUGGAAGAAGCCACAUCUUUUAAAGAAAGCACUGAGGUAGAUACUUUGGAAGAAGAGUUUUCCUUACUUGAGGAUCUGGAUGAAGUCUUUUAUGGUACUGUGAAAGAGGAAAGCAAAAUGCAGUCCUACGCAGAUGCUCCAAAACCUUUACCUCUGCAGAAAUCAAUUGAUAGUAGCAGUAAAAAGGUUACAAAUGUGGAAGAUGAACGGAAGUCACCAGGGACCCCACUCUUUGAUUCAGAAGAAGGAGUGCUGGAACGAUCUCUGUUGUUCCCUACCACUGUUGCUCCAGUUAAUCCAGAGCUUCUAGAGGAGCCACCUGCUCUGUCAUUUCUAUACAAGGACCUCUAUGCAGAAGCAGUAGGAGAAAAGACAAAGGAUGAGACUCCCUCUGAUGAGGAAAGUGGUAAUUCUAAUGCAUCUUUGCCUAGUAGAAAUUCAGACACAGAUGAUGGAAUGGGAAUAUAUUUUGAAAAAUACAUUCUUAAAGAUGAAAUUCCAAGUAAGGCCAUAGGGCCUCAAAAGGAUCAGAUACCAGAGGAUGAGUCCUUUAGUGGAGGAAUUUCAUUUCAAAGACCAGAGGACAAACACAAGCAGUGGUCUGGUGAUGUUCAACGUGUCAGAACUGAGGUUCUGCCAGAAAGAGGUGUUGUGGAGAGCGAGAAAGUCCAAGUUGACAGUGACAUUCAAGCAACAAUUUGUAAACCAAUGCAUGCCAUUCCUUUUGGAAGCAAAGUAAUUCUUUCAGGUGCAAGAACUGAAACUGCUGAACAAAGAGAAGAAGAAAAUGUACCUGUAGAAACAACUGAGGAGUUACCAGAGCAAUCAAGUCAUCAAGCAUAUAGUCAACUAGUGGAUUAUCAGGGAGCUGCAUAUCAAGAAGCUGGUAAUAAGCAGGAAGAACAACAUGACAUAACAGCAGUUCCUCAAAUGGAAAAAUAUGUCCCAUAUGUCAGGGCUCCUGUUGAAGACAGUGAAGAUGAUCAGUAUAGUCAGGAAAAUCUUUCCAGUGUGCCUACCAUUCAGCAAACAGAGAAGCCACACUCGCAAAGAGAGGAGCAGCACCCUCAUGUUUAUGAAGAUUUUGCUGAGUCAAUGGACUAUGAUGUGAUUACACAAGAAGAACUUUUGCAAGAUGAAAUAUCAUCUCAAUUAACACACGAGGAGCUAUUAUUUGAAGACAGGGACUCUUUUGAGCAUGCUGGUGAUAGUUAUGAAUUUGUUAAUGAGCCAGAGCAAAGAACACCUGUUGAGCUUGAAGAUUCAGGCUUUGUGGUGAUGUAUCCUGAAAAAUCACCAAGAAACAUUCCUCAAGUAGAGAGCCCACAAAGAGAACUGAAGAAAGCACAAGCAGACACAUAUUGUUACCACUGCAAAUGCCCAAUAUCUGCUAUUGACAAGCUUUUUGGAGAACAUAAAGACCAUGAAGUCACAACACUAGAUGAUGCUGCAACCAAGAUGAAGGAUCAUUUAAGUGAAUUGCUAAUAGCAGUAGAAGAAAAGUCAAUGAAGAUUGAAGAGUUUGUGAGUGAUAUUGAAUCGUUAUUUAACUCUGUUGAGGAAAACUGUAAGAAAAAUGCGGAGUUAUUGGAAAAGCAGAAUGAGGAGAUGCUUAAGAAAGUGGUGGCACAAUAUGAUGAGAAAUCAGAGAACUUUGAGGAAGUGAAGAAGAUGAAAAUGGAGUACCUGUAUGAGCAGAUGGUUAACUUCCAGCAAACCGUUGAUUCAGCAAAGGAAAUUUUGGAGGCAACGGUAAAAGAAAUGGAAGAGCUUGAUGGAUUUGUUUUCCUAAGUUCAUCUAAAGAAUUGAAUAAAAGGUUACUUUCUGCAAUGGAUACUACCCUGUCUUUAGAAAAGGUGCCCAGUGCUUUUUCACUGUUUGAGCACUAUGCGGACAGUCCGGGACAAAGCAACCAGCACUCAUUAAAACAUGUGGCUGUCCCACAGACACCGACAGUUGUGCCUCAGGAACCAAACUCGGCGACCAGCACCUCCAUUGCCAUCUACUGGGCUGUGAACGACGGGGAUGCCAUCGACUGCUUCCAGGUCUACUGUAUGGAGGAGCCUCAAGCCAGCAAAGAUGCAGCAGCUUUGGUGGAAGAGUACAGAGUGACGGUGAAGGAGAGCCACUGCAUUUUGGAGGACCUGGAGCCAGAUCGCUGCUAUAGUGUGUGGGUCAUGGCUGUGAAUGGCACAGGCUGCAGCUUACCCAGUGAAAAAGCCAUUUUUAAAACGGCGCCCGCUGUCCCCACCAUCAAGGCCGAGGACUGCACGGUGUGUUGGGACACGGCCACUGUCCGCUGGCGCGCUGGCUCAGCAUCGGCGGAGUCCUUCACCCUGGAGUACUGCCGACAGCACUCGCCAGAAGGAGAGGGUCUCAGAUCUUUUGCUGAUAUAAAGAGACCUGAACUGAAAGUAUCCCUGGAGCCCAAUGUGAACUAUUUCUUCUACUUGAGGGCUGUCAACCCAUUUGGGACAAGUGAACAAAGUGAAGCAGCUCUCAUCUCAACUAAAGGAACUCGAUUUCGCCUGCUGACUGACACAGCCCAUCCUGCUUUGCAGAUCCUCUCCAAUGCAUCAGUAAUCCGCCUUCCUGAGAAAACCAAAUUCACUGGGUUUCCUUCAGUCCUGGGUGAACUGCUGCCUGCUCGGGGACAUCAUUACUGGGAAAUCGUUGUCUCUGCCUGCAGAAACUACAGGAUUGGGAUUUGCUAUGAGGCAACAUCACAGACCAGCAUCCUGGGGCUGAGUGAUACCUCCUGGUGCAUGUGGUGCUGUCCUACACAAACCAGCUUGCUUUACAGAUUUCUUCACACUGGUGUGAUGAGCGAUGUCCAUGUGACGGAACACCCAGCCAGGAUUGGCAUCCUGUUGGAUUACAGUGGUGGCAGACUGUUGUUCUUCAAUGCAGAGAGAGGACUGGUGCUGUUCGCCAUCAGGCACAAAUUCACUGAUGCUGCUCACCCAGCCUUUGCCCUGGAGAAGGCUGGAGUGCUUGCCCUGCGCACGGGAAUGGAACUGCCGGAGUUCGUGAAGCACAGCUAAUCCCCUGCUUCACACUUUCAGGAAAACUGACAAUUAAAGCAUCAGGGGACAGGGAGGGGAAGAGGGGUGCAAGGGAGAGACAUCUAGUCUUCACCGAUGAAUGCUGCACGCACAGCUCUCCCUCACAUCAUCAGUAAUCGUAGUUAGUGCUCAGCCACAUAAUCACCCUAAGCCUGGAGAGAAAAUUGAAUCCUUCAGAUGGAGCGUGCACCUAGUGAUAUACACAGCAGUACUUUUGAGCGGAAAACAAGUUUUGUUAGAUAUGAACAUUAAGGUGGGGGGGAGAAAAUGUACUUUCCCUGUGAAAAUAAUGAUAGUGCUAGCUGUCUUUUUAAAGUUGAUGAUCAGCCUGUGUAUGAAAUAAAUGCAUUUCUCACUGCA
Molecule: messenger RNA, 13686 nt
Organism: Cariama cristata (Red-legged seriema)
Lineage: Eukaryota; Metazoa; Chordata; Aves; Cariamiformes; Cariamidae
Gene: CMYA5
Product: cardiomyopathy associated 5
Exons: 18
Coding region: 1-13305 (4434 amino acids)
Molecular function (GO): protein binding
Source: RefSeq, a predicted model, not a curated record